Messenger RNA from Planococcus citri (citrus mealybug), 760 nucleotides. RefSeq names its product histone H1-like. Lineage: Eukaryota; Metazoa; Arthropoda; Insecta; Hemiptera; Pseudococcidae. The transcript is spliced from 2 exons. Gene Ontology annotation, biological process: chromosome condensation; negative regulation of DNA recombination; nucleosome assembly. Gene Ontology annotation, molecular function: nucleosomal DNA binding; structural constituent of chromatin; double-stranded DNA binding. The record is from RefSeq and is a predicted model, not a curated record. Gene Ontology annotation, cellular component: nucleus; nucleosome. Bases 79 to 714 code for a protein of 211 amino acids.
GUUCUAGUAUUAUUGCUCUUACCGUUCUAUCGCAUUCAUUUGUGUUUUUACGUUGACGUGAAGAAUAAUUCUUUCAACAUGGUUGAAUCAACUGCUGAAACUGUUCCCGCUACUCCCGUAGCCGCUUCGCCGAAAAAGAAGAAGACCGCAACCAAGGCUAAGUCCGCUGCCGCCAAAACCGCCACUCAUCCACCCACCGCUCAAAUGGUUAACGCUGCCAUUAAAACUUUGAACGAGCGUGGUGGUUCAUCUCUCCAGGCUAUCAAGAAAUCAGUCAGCGGAACUUAUAAAAUUGAUGCCGAGAAAGCCGCUCCUUUCAUCAAGAAGUACUUGAAAAGCGCUGUAGCCAAAGGUGCCUUGAUCCAAACCAAAGGCAAAGGUGCUUCUGGUUCUUUCAAAUUAGCUGUUAAAGCUAAAGCUGAACCCAAGAAAAAGACCGCCGCUCCCAAAAAGAAGAAGACCGUUGCCCCGAAAAAAGAAAAAUCCGCUGAUGCGAAACCGAAGAAAGCCAAGGCAACGCCCAAGAAAUCACUCGCUAAAAAAGCCGCCAAACCUAAAGCUGCAUCGAAGCCGAAACCUGCCACUACUCCGAAGAAGGCUCCCAGCAAGGCCAAACCUACCAAAGCUGCUCCGGCUAAGAAACCAAAAUCGCCUAAACCCAAAAAGGUAGCAGCGAAGAAACCAGCAGCCAAGAAGACCAUCGCGAAGAAGUAAAUGUUUACUUGUCAUCUUAAAACGGCCCUUUUCAGGGCCACAAAAA